UCCUUCUACCUGUAAGAAAACAAAAUGAGUUGGCUUAUGUUUGUUCUUCAUCUAUUUCUUCUGUUAUUUCUCUUGUCUUCUUCUUCUUCUUUUUCUACUUCUGCACGCCAUACCUGCCUUGAGGACCAGAGAUUUUCACUUCUCCAAUUUAAAACAACAUUUACCAUAACUGCUAAUGCCUCUUCUCCACGUUGUAAAUCUAAUUCUCAUCCUAAAAUGGUGUUCUGGAAUGAGAGUAGUGAUUGCUGCUUGUGGGAGGGGGUCACGUGCGACUGGUCGAAUGGUCAUGUGAUUGGACUUGACCUCAGUUGCAGCUACCUUCAGGGCACCAUCCAACCCAACACCACCCUCUUCCACCUUCGUCACCUCCAAACCCUCAAUCUUGCCUUCAAUGACUUCAAUUUCUCUACAAUUUCACCUGAUUUUGGCUCCUUUCCAAGUUUGACCCAUCUCAACCCCUUUGAAACUAAUUUUACAGGCCGAAUUCCCUCAAAAAUCUGCCAUCUGUCCAAAUUGGUUUCCCUUGACCUCUCAUAUUUGAAUUAUAAUCCUUAUGAUUAUAUUUUUUAUUAUCCGGUGAGACUUGAACAACACACUUUCAAUAUGCUCCUUCGAAACCUUACCCAAUUAAGAGAACUACACCUUGAUUCAUUGAAUAUCUCUUCACCUUUACCUCAUGCUUUGCUAAAUCUAUCUUCUUUGACAUCUCUCAGUUUUGGUUCUUAUCAACUGCGUGGGAAAUUCUCAGAAAACAUUUUUCACUUUCCAAACCUACGAGAGCUCGAUGUAGGGGGAAAUUCAGAACUCACAGGUAAACUUCCAUACUUCAAUGCAACUAGUUCCCUUCAGUUUCUUGAUCUUGGCGACAUAAGUUUUUCUAGCCAAUUGCCUAAAUCAAUCAGCAAUCUUAAAGCCUUGAAUAUUUUGUCCCUCUUCUACUGCAAACUUUCGGGGUCCAUUCCAGCUUCUGUUUGGAACCUUACAAAAAUCACUGAUUUAGACUUCCCAUUUAAUAGUUUCAGCGGUCAAAUCCCCUCAUCAAUUUCAAACCUUGCAAGGCUUAGAGGCUUGUAUCUUUUCGGAAACAAUUUGAACGGACAAAUAAUUGAUUCCCUUGGCUACAUGAGCCAACUUACUCUCUUGGCUCUUUCCAGCAACAAUUUGAAUGGUCAAAUACCGGAUUCCCUUGGCAACAUGAGCCAACUUACUAAUUUGUAUCUUUCUGGAAACAAUUUGAAUGGUCAAAUACCGGAUUCCCUUGGCAACAUGAGCCUACUAACUUCUCGCUAUUUGAGUUAUAACUCACUCAAUGGGACAAUACCAUCUUCGUUGUUUGCUCUGCCUUCACUGGUUUAUAUAUAUUUGAGUAACAAUAAGCUGCGGGGACCAAUUCCAGGAUUAGUUUAUGAACUCCAGAACCUACUAGACCUGUGGGUUUCAUCAAAUAACUUAAGUGGUGUAGUGGAUCUAGAUAAGCUUCUAAAGCUUAAAAAUCUGAUCUCUCUUGAUCUCUCAUAUAAUGGUCUCUCAUUGAGCAUCAACAACAGUGUCAACUCUACCUUGACCAACUUUGACACUACAGGAUUAGCUUCUUGCAACUUGAGCGAAUUCCCAAACUUCUUGAGAGAACAAGCCAAAUUGCAUUCUCUAGACCUUUCAAACAACAAAAUUCACGGUGAAGUUCCAAAAUGGUUAUUCAAUGUGGGGAAAGAUUCAUUGCAAAAUAAGAAUCUACAGUUUAUUGACCUGCACUCCAACUCACUCCGAGGACCACUCCCUGUUCCACCUAACACCACAUAUGUUUUCUCUAUCUCAAACAAUAAAUUGACCGGAGAAAUCCCUACAUUGAUUUGCAAUCUGAGUUCACUUGGAGUUCUUGAUCUGUCUAAUAACAGUUUGAGUGGGUUGAUUCCACAAUGUUUGGGAAACUUGAGCAACAGUCUCUCAGUGCUAAAUUUAGGGACUAAUAGCUUUUCUGGCACCUUUACUGCAACAUUUACCAAAGGCAAUUUCCUAAGGAAUCUUAACCUGAAUGGCAACCAAAUUGAAGGACAAGUUCCACGAUCUUUGCUCAAUUGUGAAUACUUCGAAGUUCUAGAUCUUGGAAAAACAAGAUAAAUGGUACAUUCCCCCACUGGUUGGGAACUCUUCGAAACUUGCAAGUUCUUGUCUUGAGAUUUAAUAGGUUUCAUGGUUACAUAGGUACCUUCAAGACCAAGGGCAAACAUCCUUUCCCUAAGUUGAGAAUUAUCGACGUAUCUUACAAUGAGUUUACUGUGCUUUUGCCAACAAACUAUAUCAAAUGAUUUGAAGCUAUGAUGAAUGCGGUUGAACAUGAAAUGAAAUUGAAAUACAUGGGUGAAAACCAUUAUCAAGAUUCUAUGGUGGUGAUGAUUAAAGGAUAUGAGAUUGAAUUAUCAAGAAUCUUAACAGUCUUAUCAAUCAUUGAUUUGACAAGAAAUAAAUUCCAAGGAGAGAUUCCGAAAUCCAUUGGGAGGCUUAAUUCACUUUGGGGUCUUAACAUAUCUCAUAACAAUCUUACAGGCCAUAUCCCAACUUCACUUGGAAAUUUGAAAAACCUUGAAUCGUUGGAGCUUUCCUCAAACAAGCUUGUUGGGAAGAUUCCUCAGCAAUUGACAAAUUUGAUGUUUCUUGAGGUACUAAACCUUUCGAACAACCAACUAGCAGGACCAAUUCCUCAAGGGAGGCAGUUUUAUACAUUUGAAAAUGAUUCAUAUAGUGGGAACUUGGCUUUAUGUGGAAUCUCCUUGUCAAAGAAAUGCAAGGAACUACAGGCACUGCCACCGCCACCAACAAUCCAACAAGACAAGAAUUUAGACAAGUCAAGUGGAUUUAGCUGGCAAGUUGUAGUGAUAGGGUAUGGGUGUGGCUUUGUAUUUGGAAUAGUUAUGGGAUAUCUUAUGUUUCUAACUCGAAGUCCAGAAUGGCUGAUGAAAAUUGUUGAAGGAAAACAAUAUAAAAAGGUGAAAAGGUCCAAGAAGAGUGCCUACUGAUGCUGUAAAGGAAGAAAUCAGCA
Molecule: messenger RNA, 3037 nt
Organism: Camellia sinensis
Lineage: Eukaryota; Viridiplantae; Streptophyta; Magnoliopsida; Ericales; Theaceae
Source: RefSeq, a predicted model, not a curated record